UAGCAGAAUUGGAGCAGUGAGUUGGAGCCAAAUCGGAACACGAUCAGGAUCUGAGCCGAUAAGAAACCCGACCCAAAGGAUGAAUACGGAACGAGUACGAAAUGCUCGCGACGAAGAUUCGUGGGAACAACCUCCGUCUGAAUUCGACGCGCCGGUCGAGCCAGAGACCCGCUGGACGCGGGUGAAGACUCGCAACAAAGAUUUCAUCGAGACCGUCACUUGGGACGGCCCUGCACAGGCAUUCGGCGCCGGUCAUUGGUUUCGUCGGCUGGUGUGGAUGGCGUUCUUCUUUCUGUGCACAGUGUACAGCAUCAUGCAGUGCUACGAAGUCGUCACUGAGUACCUCAAGUACGCUAAAGAUGUGUCUGUUCAGGUUCAAACGGAGCGCCCGGCGCAGUUUCCAGCUGUGACUCUAUGCAACUUGAACCCCAUCAACAACGAAGAGGCGCUCAGGAACGACGCAGUCUACGGCGCCUUCAUCGAAGUCCAGGAAAAGAACACAGGCCCUGAAUGUGAAGACCUGAAAUCUGUCAGUAAUGAUCCAUUGGAUAAAUAUUUAUACGAUGACGACUGCGAGUUGGAUCCCCUUUCCGAGCUCGACGAAUUUCUGGAAUAUUUUGAUGACCCCCUGGGAGGAGGUUUUCCAGUGCCAGGACAAAGGGAAACGCAUGCAGUUUCUCCAACAUUGAUCCCACUUCCAUUCAACUCUACUAUCCUACCCAAGCUCCCCACUGUCAGUGCGCAGAACACACGUGUUAUUAUAACAGACCAGUCUACAUACAUGGAAAAGGACAAAGCCUUCCAGCGGUUGCAAUGUAGCUUCAUCUACCAGUACCAAACGAAGCUUGAGGAGCAGACAAAGAAAAACUUCACUUUUGCUACGGAUAACGGCACGGUGGAUUACCCUAUCAGCGAACUGGUCAAGAGUGUUGGGGACAUGCGGUUCUGCGCAAACUUUGAGGCGUGGAAAGAUAAGUCUGUCAACAUUCGUUACAACCUAGUCUGCAAGAAAGAAGUCUACGAGGAUUUACUUGGGAACUACACCGAUAUCAACAGAGCCUACAACGAGACCUACAUCAACGCCACUCAUGUGAACGUUUCUUGUGCAUCAGGAGUCCACGAUCUUCGGAAUUUAUGGCAGCCUGCUAAAGAAAUCAGGAUGACUGCCAAACGAGUAGAAGCCCUCGUAAGCCGUAGCCGCACUAACGACUUGUCGGAUCUCAGGGGGCGCUUUGCCCCCCACCUGGACGUUAUCGAGAAGACGGCGAGGAAACGAGAAGACUUCAUCCAAGUGUGCAGCAUCGACAACGUACAUUGCAAUUACAAACUAUUUCACCCGUACACGACGAAAGAUAUGGGAGUUUGCUACACGUUCAACAGCCCCCACCUCGUCAGAGAAUCCAGCCCCAACGUCAGCAUCGAAGACCGCAGGGAGAACUUCAAGCCAAGAACUUCGUUCAAAAUCGGACCGCAGAGCGGCCUGAGCCUGACGCUGAACCUGCACGCGGCGAGCUACUUGUCGUUGCUGUCGCCCUGGUCGGGGCUGCGAGUGGUGCUGCAUGAGCCUUGGCAGGCGCCCUUCCCGGCCGAUGAAGGCUUCAACCUCGCCGCGGGACUGUCGCACUCCAUCGCUGUAACCAAGACUGUGGUGAACCGCGCAGGGCCUCCAUACGGACAAUGCGACGACACCAGCAGCAAGAUGUUCGACUACUCUGAAACGCUGUGCAAUAAGCUGUGCAUUGAACGCGAGUUCCGGCGUCGGUGCAACUGCACAGUCAACGAGGGCCCCGCCUUCGACUCCCUCGGCGAGGAGGACGAGUUCAAGGCCAAGAAAUUCGGGAAUUGCGAUGCCUUCGACCGCUAUCAGGGUCUGUGUAUGCAAGCAGUGAACUACAUGUCCACCACUGAAGAAUUCAAUUGUAACUGCGACCCCGCUUGCAGAGAGGUGCGCUACUCGGCUCUCAUAUCGUCCACCGACGUCAACAUGGAGUUUCUCAAAAUUGUCCAGAACAUCAAACAGGUUCCGAUGGGCGUUGACUUGUGCGGGAGAUGGAAGUCUGCGGUUCGCCUUCAGAUCUACAUUAACUCGUUUUCAUUCGAAGAUAUUGAAGUGAGUAAAACUUAA
This is a messenger RNA of Hyalella azteca, 2125 nucleotides long. RefSeq lists its product as uncharacterized. Lineage: Eukaryota; Metazoa; Arthropoda; Malacostraca; Amphipoda; Hyalellidae. The transcript is spliced from 19 exons. Bases 80 to 2125 code for a protein of 681 amino acids. Gene Ontology annotation, cellular component: membrane. The record is from RefSeq and is a predicted model, not a curated record. Gene Ontology annotation, biological process: sodium ion transmembrane transport. Gene Ontology annotation, molecular function: ligand-gated sodium channel activity.